This is a messenger RNA of Pocillopora meandrina, 448 nucleotides long. NCBI's taxonomy places the organism in Eukaryota, Metazoa, Cnidaria, Anthozoa, Scleractinia, Pocilloporidae. The record is from the annotation of a GenBank genome assembly.
AUGCCAGCUAAGCAGCGAAUGCGUGUUGCUAACGAAAAACACAGCCAGAAUGUUAAUACGAGAGGAAAUGUACCCAAAUCUCUGGUGAGUGGAACCGUUUUGUCGCAUGAAAAAAAUUUUCAUCAGCUACGAAUGACGAUCGGGAAUAUGAAACGUUUGACUUCGCCAGGUUGUAAACUUAAAUAUUUUUAUAUCUUUAGAAACCACAAGAAGAGAAAUAUCCCGUCGGUCCUGUUCUUCUUGGACUAUUCAUUUUCGUCGUAUGUGGAUCAGGUAAGACUAAAUACGAAAUGUGGUUUUAAUUUACGCGUCUGUGAUCAGCUUUGAUUCUUCAUUGCGUGUCGUUCGCUUUAGAUUCACAGCCUCAAAAGCCAUUGCCGUUGUCUCUCUACGUGACUGCAUUUUUGUUUUCUUCCCCAGCAAUUUUCCAGAUCAUCCAGAGCAUUAG